UCGGACCAGACAAAAAGGAAAUUAUAGAGGUUGGACGGUCAGGAAGGAAGCCGCCUUCCUCUCACCUCUCAUCCCCUCCAACUUUCUCUCUCUUAUCCCCUCUUCUCCCAAUAAGCAAGUGCGGUACUAGUAUUUUAUUUCCCUUGAGACGUAUAUAGAUUAUCGAGGUAUUCUUCUAUCAAUCAAAACGAGAGCAUCUUCCUCCUGCGCCGGCAGCAGCGAUUUCGUCCAUGAACGGUGGUGGAUUCGAUCAAAUUUUCUCCUCUUGAGAAGGAUGAUGAACUUUAAAAAGUGGAUUUCUUGCCAACUGGUUUCUAAAUCAUUUCUGUUUGCAAGACCUUUCAGCGUCUUUGAUGGGGAGUCCCCAGAUGGAGAUGUUGGCAGUCAAGGUACAAUAGAUAUGGUGAACAUGGAAAGAACAGUAUCCUCUGGUGCUUCGCAUUCCAGCAGUAGCCAACUAACCGAACUUCCAGCCAGUCAGUCUGAUACAGCAGAUACUUCUCCUCUGGUGCAAUAUGAUGAUGAAGAUGAUAAGAAUGCAGAUCCACUAAGCAAAGUUGAUGCUCUUCAAAUCAAGUUUUUGCGUCUCGUCCAUCGGAUUGGACAGUCACCAGGCAAUCUUGUUGUUGCACAGGUUUUAUACAGGUUGCAACUUGCAAGCAUGAUACGAGCUGGUGAAUCAGAUGUCAAGAGACCUGGUCUGACGAUCAGUAAGGCUAAAGCUAUAGCAGUAGAGCAAGAGGCUGCUGGUCGAUCCACUGUGGACUUCUCAUUUAAGAUUCUUGUCCUGGGGAGAACUGGUGUAGGCAAGAGUGCAACCAUAAAUUCAAUUUUUGAUGAAGAAAAGGCAGCAACUAAUGCAUUUGUACCUGCCACCGAUAAUAUCCAGGAAGUUGUUGGGUGUAUUAAAGGAAUUAAGGUUACAGUAAUAGAUACGCCAGGCCUUUCGCCUGCACAUGGUAACCAACGUCGAAAUAGAGAACUCAUGCUUGCAGUGAGAAGGUUUAUAAGAAAGUCUCCACCAGACAUUGUUCUAUAUUUUGAACGGCUUGAUGCCAUCAACAGGGGCUACAGUGAUUACCCACUACUGAAGCUUAUAACUGAUGUUUUCGGUUCAUCCAUUUGGUUCAACACCAUACUUGUCAUGACUCAUUCUUCCUCGCCACCUCCUGAAGGACCUGAUGGGUACCCUUUGAGCUUUGAAACAUUUGUUCACCAGCGUACAUAUUUGGUGCAGCAUUAUAUACACCAAGCAAUUUCCAACUCACAGCUCGAGAUCCCUGUCCUUUUGGUGGAGAACCACCUGAUGUGUCUGAGAAAUACAAAAGGUGAAAAGGUUCUACCAAAUGGCCAGGUCUGGAUGUCUCAGUUUCUGGUGUUGUGCAUAGCCACUAAGGUCUUGGGGGAUGCAAACUCCCUUCUAAAAUUUCAGGACAGCUUUCAGCUGACACCAACAAGCACCAGACUGCCUUCACUGCCACAUCUCCUCUCAUCACUUCUUCGCAUCCGUUCGUCAUCUAGUAGUGGUGGCUUUGAUGAUGAGGUGGACGAGCUCUCAGACAAUGAUGAGGAUGAGUAUGAUCAGCUACCCCCUAUCCGUAUAUUGACUAAAGCUCAGUUUCAAAAAUUAUCCAGAGCUCAAAGGAAUGCAUAUCUUGAUGAGCUGGACUAUCGUGAAACUUUGUUUCUGAAGAAGCAGUGGAAAGAGGAACUUAGGAGUAGAAGAGAGAGAAUGCCUCCUACCAAUGAUACAUCUGUAGGCAAUGAUUAUUAUGAGAAUGGUGCUUCCCAAGAAGUUGUGCAAUUGUCUGAUAUGACUGUCCCACCAAGCUUUGACUCUGGUUGUCCUAGCUAUAGAUACCGAUAUUUUCUUAGCAAUGAUAAGUGGCUUGCAAGGCCUGUUUUGGAUCCCCAAGGCUGGGAUCAUGAUGUUGGUUUUGAUGGGAUCAAUUUGGAGGCUUUUCUGGAUGUGAAAAAGAAUCUCCAGGCUUCACUAGUGGGACAGGUAAGCAAGGAUAAGAAAGAAUUUGCUAUUCAGGCAGAAUCUGUAGUGAAGUACGUAGAACCAAGAGGCCACACAUUGCAAUCAGGAAUUGACAUUCAAACUGCUGGCAAGGAUUUAAUAUAUACUGUUCACGGAGAUGCAAGGUUUAGAAAUUUUCAAUUUAACACAACUGGAGGAGGGCUUUCUAUGAUAAAAUUUGGUGGUGUGUACUUCAUUGGUGCCAAACUUGAGGACUCUAUUUCAGUUGGGAGGAGAUUUUUGCUGACGAUGAACACUGGGCGGAUGGAGGGCUGUGGUCAGGUAGCAUAUGGAGGAGGUUUAGAAGCAACUAUACGAGGGAGAGACUACCCUGUUAGGGAUGAUAAAGUGAUGCUCGCCACCACUGUACUUUCCUUGGACAAAGAGUUGGUUCUAGGGGGAAGUAUUCAGUCAGACUUCAGAGUUGGCCAUGGUACAAAGAUGUCUGUUAGUGCCAAUUUGAACAAUAGAAGGCUGGGUCAGGUUUCUGUAAGGACCAGCACCUCAGAGCAUGUUGAGAUAGCACUAAUAGCAGUUUUUUCACUAGUUCAGGCCUUAUUUCGGAGAAGGCCGACUGAUGCUGCAGGCUGAUGGAGAAGCAUUAGUUUUUCUGUUAGUUGAUAAAUAGACAGAAUAGAAGUACAAAUAGGCAUGCUCUUGUGAUGCUGAGAGACAAGUUAGUGGUGCGGAUUUUCCUGUUGGACAUGCCUCCUACUGUUCUAAUUCAUCAAAUGGCCCCUUAAUGUAUAGUAGUGAUGUGAGAUGGCUCAAUUGGAUAUGCUAAUGAAAUUUGGAGGCAAAGAAAGUUCUUCAAGAUUUUUUUUGGAGCCUGUACAACUUAUCUUGGCAUGGGGUGUACUAUUAUUUAUAUGGGGAUCUUGGCCGAUGAUGCCUCAGACAUGCACGAGGUAAUUAAAGAUGCAAACGCGUCGACACCAAAAUGCAUUAUCUUCUUUGCUUUGAUGGAUUUUUUUGUUGUCAGAUAUGCUGCUAGCACCUUUUUUUUUUAAUGAAAAUGGUGAUAUCAGGUUACCUAAAAUGCUAAAAUUACAGGAAUGUCAAUAUGCCUAGGUGAUGAGCCCUCUAUAAGCAGAAAUUUUACUCGGGCUUCUGAACAUCUCGUAAUUUUCUGGAUGGUUGUUUUAACAUUGCUGGAAACAGAUUCAUA
Elaeis guineensis (African oil palm) is the source of this 3191-nucleotide messenger RNA. Its product is annotated as translocase of chloroplast 90, chloroplastic. Gene Ontology annotation, molecular function: GTP binding; GTPase activity. Gene Ontology annotation, biological process: protein targeting to chloroplast. Gene Ontology annotation, cellular component: chloroplast outer membrane. Lineage: Eukaryota; Viridiplantae; Streptophyta; Magnoliopsida; Arecales; Arecaceae. The record is from RefSeq and is a predicted model, not a curated record.